ACGGCUCUGAAAGCGUUCUUGGCCGUUUGAGCCCGACUUGCCCUGCUUUAAUAAGUGCUUACAGUUCCUCACCCCGAUGAGUCUGCAGGACAAAGUGUACAUUGUGACCGGCUCCAGCUCCGGAAUAGGGCGGGCGACCGCCUUGGAGAUCUGUCGCCAAGGAGGGAGAGUUACCUUGCAUGGGCGCGAUGCGAGUAAGCUCCAAGGUGUUGCAGAUGAGUGCAGCUCGCUCAAUCAGAUCGAGCCACCUCAAAUCGUCGGAGACGUAACUGAUCUGGAGAUCCAGAAACGACUCGUCAAUGAAACGAUUAUCCGCUACGAGAAACUCGAUUGUCUCGUGAACAAUGCAGGCAAUUCAUCCUCCUACGGUGGCAUCGAUGGAACCUCGCUUGAAGAUUUACGCUCUACUUUGGAAGUGCACUGCGUCGCUCCGUUCAGUCUGGCUAAGCUCGCGACCCCACAUCUAGUGAAGUCUCAGGGCUCCAUCGUGAAUGUCUCGUCCGUCCUUGGACAAGCCGCUUCAAACGUCGUCAUAUCCUACAGCGCGGCGAAGGGAGCUCUCGACUCACUCACUAGAGCUCUCGCCGUGGAUUUGGGACCUAAAGGUGUCCGUGUGAACUCAGUGAACCCCGGGGUCAUUCAAGACACCGACAUUGGCCGCGUUUCCCGCACCGCUUUCGACGCGUUUUGGAUGACGCCCGAUAGAUACCCAUUGAACCGUGUGGGGAAGUCGGAAGAGAUCGCCAAGGCAAUUAUCCACUUGUCAACAGCAACGUUUACGACGGGGGAAAAUUAUCGGGUUGAUGGCGGUCUUCUGGCCGGAUGUUACUGGGCUACAAACAUGUAA
This is a messenger RNA of Galendromus occidentalis (western predatory mite), 847 nucleotides long. Its product is annotated as 17-beta-hydroxysteroid dehydrogenase 14. Bases 77 to 847 code for a protein of 256 amino acids. The record is from RefSeq and is a predicted model, not a curated record. The transcript has 7 exons. Gene Ontology annotation, molecular function: oxidoreductase activity. NCBI's taxonomy places the organism in Eukaryota, Metazoa, Arthropoda, Arachnida, Mesostigmata, Phytoseiidae.